CCUCCCUCACUCCCAUUUCCAUGUACUUACUCAUCAUCACUCCACUUACACCCACUCCCUAAAACCUAGGGUUUUUCUCUCUCACCAACUUCCUUCAACAAUUUCUCAGUUCCAAACAAAAUGGACACACAAAACCCUUCAAAACAGCCUCCACUUUACUACCAACCAAUGCUCAAAGAAUCAAUCAACCGUUUCUUAACCGACUACCGCAACGGUGCUACUAAUUUCACCGAUUUCACCUCAAUCUUCUCCCGCGCAAUUCACACCACUUCAGACCCACCAAUUCCACUUCUGUGGUUCUAUUCAGCACUUGAAUUUCAUACUAAUAGGUUAAGAGAAGCUUCUAGAACUUCACUCGUGGCGGUUAAGGGUUUGUUUCAGCUGCUUGUUUCGUGUUGCGAUGGAUGUGUCGCGAUGAAGAGGAUCGGGGUUUUAGCUCCGUUGGUGUUUGAGAUUUAUCGUUCUAUGGGUUGUGGGGAAGAAGUGAAGAGUGAAAUUGAGGGUUUGGUGGAAGGGGUUGUGAGUUACUGUAGCAUUUAUUGUAUGAAGAGUGAAGUUGAGGUUAAUGGUGGUGAUGCUAGGGUUGGGGUUUUGGAAGAGGGUUUUGUUGAUUUGAUACCGGUUUGGAUGGUUGAUUGUGACGGUGGUGGUGAAUCUGGAGUUGGUGGUGAUUGUUUGAAAGGGUUUUUCCCUUUUGUGAGUGAUGGGGUUCGAAAGGGGAUUGAAAUGGGUUGUGAGGUUGGUUAUUUGGCUGGGGUUGUUAUGUUUGAAGCUCUUUUGUUGAAAAUGUGUUUGAUUUUUGAAGCGGGGAUCGCGAGAGGGGAGAAGGAGAAGAAGUUGCAUGCUGCAGCAGUUCAGGUUAUGACUGGGUUUCGGAAUUUUUACUUUUUAGAUACGCUUUUGAGGAUGAUGUUGGAGCCAGCUUUGCCAGUGAUCUCCUUGCUGGGUUCUGACAACGAAGUUCUUUUAAAAGAAGCCCUGUACUAUUCUGUGAUGAUGAUGGAUUAUUCAUUCAUUAAUUGUCAAGCUGGAGUUUCUUUGUAUGCCGACAACCUGAAAGAUUUUGCUAUCAAUUGGUUGUUUGUUGCUGAGUCAGCUAUACAGUCUGCUAGGGAAAAGGGUGAUCAUGGGAAAGCUACUUCUUAUGUAAAUUCCUUCUGUAGGUCCUGCAUUCCCAUUCAAUUGAUCAACUGGGUUACUAGUCAAAGCGGCAUAGACAGAAAGAUCGGCAGACCAAGUGUUUCCACUCCUAUUGAUCUUAUAAAAUGGCUUCUAGCUGCUGAGGAACACGGAUUGGCAAUAUUUGGUUGUGGAACUGCCAAGCAUCGUGCAAAGGCUUUCGUUUUCACUUCAAGAACUGUGUCUAUGCUUCCGGUGGUCAAACAUCCCUUUUUAAGUUCUAUACAUGGAGGGUUUGCAGGAACAGUGCCUAUGCUUCCGGUGGUUGAACAUCCCUUUUUAACUUCUAUACAUGGAGGGUUCGUGGCAGAUAGAGUUCGUGCUAGUGAUGUAGAGAUGCAUGAUACUGUGGACGCCAUAAGUUUGUCUGGUGAUGAUAGAAUUAACACAUUCACCACUGAUGGAACUAGAAAACGCAAAGAAGGAAUCGAGGAUGGUACAAAAGUACAGCUAAAGUAUAUGAGAUGCCAGUUGCAUGAGAAUGCAGUGAGAGAAAACUCCUGUACAUUCAAGCAACAGUGAUGGUUUAGAUAGUAGAAGUGUAGCAGGGUAUUUUGGUUUACGAAUCUUAGGAAGUAAUGGGGCAAUAUGGUUGAUGAAAACUUAUGAGAGGAUGCAGAGUUAGCAAUUUUUGUGACUUAUCUAUUUUGGUUACUUUUGCUGCUAGUGAAUAGGAAACAUUGAGCACAGCAUGAUCUUCUGGCAUAUAUAGGUGCCUUCAAUUUCAUUUUAGUUGGCAUAAUGCCACGAUAUGAUGUACUUUGAAGCUUCAAAUUACCUAUCUAUACUCAUUAUGCAUCUGACUCGGUCCUGAAGCCAGUAAUACCAAUACACAUUGGACUUAUUAUAUUUGAAUAUAGUUUUAUCCUAUUACAUA
Molecule: messenger RNA, 2056 nt
Organism: Medicago truncatula (barrel medic)
Lineage: Eukaryota; Viridiplantae; Streptophyta; Magnoliopsida; Fabales; Fabaceae
Exons: 5
Coding region: 121-1701 (526 amino acids)
Source: RefSeq, a predicted model, not a curated record